AAACAAUGCUACACAGAAAGAGGAUUAAUGUGUAUUUUAUCCCCCAUAUUUCCAUAUUGGUGGUCUAGUUUAUACCAGUAUCUUGGAACAAAAAGUUUGUAAUGAAAUCAUUGUACUGUAGGCUAUGUGGCCUUUUAAGAACGUUUGCCUGUGUUCCUCUCCCUUUUCUCUUCCUACACCUGCUCCGUCCUCUUCAUUUUCUCUUGAAAGUUUUUCAGGAUUUUAGUGGGAAGCCCUCGGUUAAAAAGAUAAAUGGAUUCAAGCCAUUCUUGGUGCCAUUUCUAAUUAAAUAAAAAAUACAAGGUUAGGGUACACAGUUUUACAGUGAAAGUGUCACUCUUGUAAUGAAAUCAUACACUUUUCACUGGUGAAAUAAAAAGGUGAUGUCAUCAAUAUGUCAGUUUACCCAUAGAUAUGAGUUUACCAGUUAAAUGGAUCUUUGAGUCAAACUUCUAUAUUUGUACAUGCUUAUGUGUUGAAGUGAAUUUCUACAUGGUAAACUCAACUGUGUGAACCACAACAAAUAGUUUCAUAAUAGCCAACAGACAACCAGAACAGUGCAAACAAGGAUUUACAAUGCCAUGUACAUAAUACUACGUCCCAAACACCCCACUUGUUAUACUGAUAUUGCAGUCAACUCUUAGGCCCAGUUUCACAGACAAGGCUUAAGGCUAGUCCCAGACUAAAAUGAAUGUGUGGCCCGUCUUAACUGAAUAUAACUUGCCUGGAAAUAUCUUAAAAUAUAUCAGUGUCUCGAGAUGCACACCAGUAAUGUAUUCUUCUAAGGUAUUUUAUAAAAGCGACACAAAUAUCUUAAUUCAACUAAGGCAUAGUCCUGUCUUAAACUGUGAAACCGGGCCAUAGGGGUGGUUUCCUGGACAAGGAUUAGCUAAAACCAGGACUAGGCCUUAGUUAAAUUAGUCCAUUUAACUAGUUUUUACAUUCACGCCCUACAAAACAACAUGACUUGUGUGCAUUUUGAAACAACACAAUGGCACUGGUGUGUUUUAAAAUAUGUCAGUGCAAAUUGAUUUCAGUUUGGACAGCUUUAACAUUUAUUUUAGCCCAGGACUAGUAUUAAUCCCUGUCCGGGAAACCACCCCUUAAUGUCUACAUUUAUAAGAAUAUACCAUGUAGUAAAAAAGACAAACGAGUUGUAAAACAUUAAAGAUUUCAAAAAGUUUUUUUAAACUCGGUAAUCGAGUACUAGGUUUCAACACUGUGUAAGAUGCAUUGGGUUAUUAUAGAUUACAGUUUUUCUCAGUCGCUUUGGAGCAUUUCUCGAAUCAUUCUUAAAAUUAGCUAAAUAAUAUGUGCAUUUCUCAGAACAAUUUGUACAAACUGCACAACAUCAUGGAUUUCCUGCAAAAGCGUGUAACUUGUUCAAAAUCCUUAGAUCAUCUCUCAAAAUUACAUUUUUACAUCAGUGAACAUGUCAGUCCCAUGAAAAUGGCAAGUCCUUGUGUCAUUGUUCGUGAACAAGACAGUCAAAAUAUUUAGCCAUGUUGUCAAUAUAACGGGUGCUUUACAGUAUUAUUUAUUUUUUGGAGUAUUUUCGGAUGUAAACUAUGGCUUCAGUUUGUAAUGACACUCAUUGAUAAUGCACAUGACUGACUUAUUUCACUUUCAAUAGUACAAAGUUAUACGUAUGUGCGACACUGACAGCAAAAGAUUGAACAGUAUUCACUUUACACUUGUUCUGUUGGUCUGUCAACAAAUUACACAUCAAGCUUGAAAAAAGUAAAUGUGAUGAAGAAAAUGCAACAUUAUUUUACAGCACAAUGGAAAAAAUUGCAAAAAAAAAAGAUAAAAAUAGGAGAGACCCUUCAGGCAGAACUGUAUGCAGUGCUGUAUGAGGAAUCAAACAUAUUUUCUACUCCUCCUUUGGCUUUGGGAUGUCUUACUCUUGCAACGCAGCAGUAAAAGGCAACGAUAUCCGAAAUGACCACAUGCUUUUGUAAAUCAUCUUAAAACAGAGCCCUGUUUUUUCACUGUACAGAGAAAAUCUCUGUACAGUGUGUGUCUCUCUCUCUCUCUCUGUGUGUGUGUGUGUUGUAUGGAUGAAGGAUCUGAGUUUCUAACAGUGAAAGCAACCUGUGAGCAAAGUAAAUUUAGUCACAGUUUGGAUCAAUAACCCUGUAAGUGUAAGAAAACUGAAUAUGCCCGACAGAUUAUGACAACUGGUCUAACCAUUUUGCAUUGAAUGACUAAGACGAUGAACAAAUGACUAGAUGUUUAGAGGGGUAAGACAAUUGCACAGAGAACUAUAUGAUACAUUUUGAGCAACAUGACAAUAGCAACUGAUAAUGUAGGAAACAACAGACAAUUGUACAUUAUCAAUUGCAUGAAUGUACUGAAGCAAUUGCAACUUGUUCAAAAUAAUAAGAAACUACUUUUCUGAUGUGCACACGUGACAAGAUGAUGUGAAGGUUGAAUAACUAGUUUUGAAAAUUUCAUUUCUGAUCUGAGAAAUGCUCCAAAGUGACUGAGAAAAACUGUAAUUUACAGCUAAGGGUGUUUGGGAAUCUAUUUAAAUCUGCAUUUAGAGAGAAAAUCUCUAAAGUAUCGAGUUCCCAUCAAGGGGAACUGUGUUAAAAUGUUAUAUGCUCUCCUACUUGUAAGUCACUUUGGAUAAAAGCGUCUGCCAAACGAAUAAAUGUAAAUGUAACUAACUGAUAACUCGAACGUCUGAGCGCUAGCUGUAGCAAAUUGUCUCUCCACCAGGGGGAGACAACACAUCAGAUUUCCAAACCUGUUCACUCCUGCUUAAAGGGGUCAUAUGGCGGAAAUACGUGUUUUUCUGUGACUUUGGUGUGUUAUAAGUUGCCCAUGCAUGUAUUAGACACGUAAAAUUGCUCAAAUUAAAGUGUCGGAACAAAAGAUGCAUUCUAUCUAAAAGCGAAUGCGAACCCAGACCUGCCUGAAACGCCUCGUGUAACCACACCCCGACGAAAGUACGUCACUUUGUAACAUGAUUUGACUCAAGACCGCCCAAAUCUAAACGCAAGUGAGGUGGGUGUACUUGUAAAUCUCAUUGUAUCGUCACCGCCGCAGCCAUGUUGCGGAGACACUGUGUGUUUCGUUGCGAAAAUAAAGACUCUUUGUUUGCCAUGCCAAAAGAUGAGACAACUAAAAACGAAUGGUUACAUUUUAUUUACAACACUGUUCCAGAAAAGUACAAUCCGAAUGUUCAAGUUUGUGCAGCGCAUUUCACCGAAGAUUGCUUCAGGAACGUGGGAGAGAGAUUAAGACCGGCUGUGCACAAAAGCUUUGGUUAAAAAGUGGGGCCGUUCCAACCAUUAAAACUUCGCUGGCGCUUCAGAUUCGCAACCUAUAUGGAGCCUCGGUUUAGGAAAAGAUCUGAUGGGAAUCUAAAUAUGUGUGACUCUUCAGCUGCACUAAAAGUAAGGGAGGAGAACAAAAAGAGAACAUGGUCUCGAGCCCUGUCCCCGGAUAAGGUCUCUGAGUCUGCACGAAGAGCUGUACUGUGCCAGGGUGACGAUCCGGGCAAUAAAAUAUACCUUUCAGGCCAGCAUGAAAUCCAGUUUGGAGCCUUCAGAGGUCAAACAUUUAAAUGGCUUGCUGAAAAUGCACUGGGUUAUGCUGGAUACCUGGUGGCAAGUAUAAAGAGGGAAACUUCUGAAGUAAAAGACAACAGAAACCACCGGGCUAAUAAAGAAGCCUUUCAAGAGUACAUAGAACUUUUCCCAGAGGGUUAUGAAGCCAUUCGAGUUAAGACAUUAAAUAUGGAUUCCAAUAGCUCCCAGCAUACUCCUGUCUCAAAGGAGUCCUGCAGCUCUACACAGUCUUCACCUUUAGUCUCUUCUGUCCGUUCACUUUUGGCUGGCAAAACGUGCAAUCCACAGAGCCUUGAUAAAACUGUUCGAAGACUGUUUACAUCACCUGUGGCCCAACCAAAUUUAGUGGCAAGAUCUACAAAACCUCAGCCAACUUUACCAGCAUGUGGAACACUGAAUCAAGACGACCGUGAACUGAUAGAGCAAGCAGACUUUCUUGAAUCCCAAGUAUCCAGUAAAAGAGUUUGCCUUCCGGUAGGCUGGACGAACACAUUGCCAUCUGCUGAUCAGAACUGGGUAUCAAAGGCUUUAUUCAAAUGGUCAGCCCAAAACCAACCAGAAUUAGACUACACCAAGGUGGACAGGAUGUGGUGGUAUCCUCCCCAGUGCCGUUUUACCAUAACUGGAGUGCCUGUGACAGAAUGCUACUUUGGCCACCCUUUCUUUCUCUGGAUGCCAAGAAAGCUGUGGAGAGUGAAACUAACAUGUCCACAUUCAGACUGUGUGAAGGAAGAGCUCACAUCAACAGGCUUGCAUCAGGAAAUCAGACAAGUAAUUGCUGUCGAAACAUCUUAUUUUAUGGCGUCAGAGUAUCUCUCGUGCAGGAGAUGCAAGAGAAGAGUGAUCAGCUGGAGCUUUGACAUCGUUUCUCAGCUUGAUGUAAGUCAUAGGCUUCAGUUCCCAUGCAUUCUUACAUUGAAGCUGGCAUGUGACAUGAGAGUGGUUCGACUUCUCCGGCAGAGAGGUCUGGGGAACAGUAGCAGUCAAAUACAGAAGAAACUAGAGGAGCAGCACUCUGAGACAUGGCUGCAGAAGACCAUCCAGUAUCUGACAGAUUGCCAAAGCCUUUGCGGUGCUGUAACAUCAGGCCUUGUGAGUCCAGUAUCUUUUCAAGACCCACCUGCCAUGCUUGAUGUACCCAAGCAUCGGUGGCUGAUGCAGGUGUAUGCGUUGGAUGUACUUCAAAGACUAGAUGAAAUCAAAGCCAGCAUCACCUCACAGUUUGGGCGUGUGCUGAAGCUGUAUUCCACCAAGAUUGUUUCAUGUAAGCUAGCUGGUCACAGUGCUGGAACUUCCACUUGGGUUACAAAUGUCGGCAACGAGUAUGGCCAGGUGAUAAUGUCUGUGCUAACAGCCAGUGAAGGCUUUGGACUGGCACCAAUGGCUGCUGGAAUUAUUAAAAGGUACAGAGAUGCUGGAGUGCCUCCCCCUGAACUGUUGUAUGUUGACAGAGACUGUUGCGGGUCUACUUAUCUUAAAAAGAUGUUUGAGGAGUGGACGAAUAUGGAGGUCAGGCUAGACAUAUGGCAUUUCAUGAGAAGAAUUGCUGUUGGUUGCACAACAGACUCCCAUCAACUGUAUGCAACUUUCAUGGCUCGUCUCAGCCGCUGUAUUUUUAUGUGGGACCAAGAAGACCUGCACAGGUUUAUUGUGGCAAAGCGUGCAGAGUUGGAAUCACAGCUCAUGCAGCCUUCACACGAUGAUGUGCUACGACGCCGAAGCAAGAAUGAGCUAGCCCUUCACUGCAAACGGAAAACGUGUGGAACAACUGAAACUGUGGAUCUCAUUACCCAGCUUAUUCAGUCCUUCGAAGGUGAAAGGGGUCGUGACACUUUAGGUGUGUCUCUUAUUAAUUCAGAUCGAAUGUCUGAGAUAUGGAAGUCUCAGAAAAAACAUGUGGCCUGUAUACAGGACCACACUGGCUUACAGUUGUACGUGCAGACUGGAACAUUGCAAAAGGGAGGGUAUGUUCUGCCAACUUACAGGUCCGCCAGAGGUUCCACCUCACUGGAAUCAUUCCACCUACAUCUCAACCGGUUCAUUCCAGGCACUUUAGCCAGUGAAACAUUUUUCCAGGCGUACUUGUUGGAUGGAUUGGCCAGGUGGAAUGAAGACCGAGCAUCUGCUGCAACAUCUGAGGGCAUGGUCCUGCACAGUGGCCUGACUGCAACAGAGUUGUUGAAGCUGUGUUCAUAAAGCUUUGUUCUCUCUAUCCCAACCCUGUGCGCCAAGGAGGAGUUAAAAUCUCACGGUUUACUCUGAUUGGACGUGCCUAUAAGCAUAUCCAAGAGUGCAUUCUGAGCAAUGCUGAAGUAAUGCAGCAGACCACUCUCCAGCUCCCUGAGGUUAAUAUAGCCACACUAACACAGUGGUGAGUGAUGUGAUUUCUGUAGUUGAUUUAACAACACAUAAUGAAACAUAAAUGUCAUAAUCCCUAAAACAAUUCAUUGAACCUCAUGCAACUCUUGCUGUAGGUACAGCAGACGUGCCAGAUCUCAUGAGAGGAAUAUUUUAUCUCAAGGAAUUCGUGUUCAAGAUGCACCAAUGACAGCACUCCAAAAAGAAGCAAUUACACAGUGUGAAAUUAAUGAUGAACCUCACAUUUUUAGCUUGCCUCCAAACACAGCUGGGAUGGCCAAAACAAGAUCUGGGCCACAAACAGUAUUGCAACAGCCUGCACUGCCUCAACCAGGCCCCCCAUGAUCAGCUGCACCUCCUCAAAGAGGGCUUCCCCAACAACUUGCACUCAACAACUCACCUGGAGCUCCCCCAGUUAUCCUUCCUGCCCCUGCAUGCCAACCUAUGAUGGUAAUUGUAACACUACCUGCAGAAAACACUGGGACUGCAGCUGUGCAACCUUCUGUACCAUACACCACACAGUGCUACAGGAAGAGAAAACUGGCACGAGAGGAGAAGGAGAUAUUGCUAAGAAAAUAUGAGCGGAAAACUGAAGUGAUCCUGUGCAAGAAAUGCAACAAGGAAAGAAAACCACCAUCUCAUCACCAGUAUUUUGGAAAUUGGUACUGUGAGGAGACUACUACUGAGCCCUAUGAAGAAUGGAGGGCAGCACUGCAGGCACGUGGCUGUGGCAAGAAAAGAGCAGGCAAUAAAGAGUAGAAAGACUGCCACAUUGCUAAACACUUCUAAACACUUUAUUAUUUACUAUAUAAUUUAUAUCAGCAUUUUUCCACUAUCCAGGUCUGUUACUACAAAAGAUGAUGGCCAUGUGACUGUUGAGAUUGUGGAUGUCAUUCAUAACAUCACUGUACAGUUAUUUAUAAUGCUGUUACUGUACCCAAUUCUGAAUAGAAUACUCUAAAUAACUUUUAGUUAUUAUAUAUUUUAGUUAUUUUCAUAUAUAUAAUUUACACUUUUAGUUAUUUUAUAAAGUUAUUAAAUAUCUUAAGUUAUUUAUAAUUUUGGGUAAUGUGAACAAAUAGCAUUUGCCGUGCUAUUUACAGUGUCGAGGUGUUUGGUUAAUAACAUUACAUUUAAAUGGGCACAUUUCUGACUGUAAAAUGAACAUGUUUGAAAUAAACAGAUUAAUG
Triplophysa rosa is the source of this 7126-nucleotide messenger RNA. RefSeq lists its product as uncharacterized. Lineage: Eukaryota; Metazoa; Chordata; Actinopteri; Cypriniformes; Nemacheilidae. Bases 3336 to 5774 code for a protein of 812 amino acids. The transcript has 5 exons. The record is from RefSeq and is a predicted model, not a curated record.